Messenger RNA from Anneissia japonica, 1887 nucleotides. RefSeq lists its product as uncharacterized. Bases 1 to 1887 code for a protein of 628 amino acids. Gene Ontology annotation, molecular function: nucleic acid binding; aspartic-type endopeptidase activity; zinc ion binding. The transcript has a single exon. NCBI's taxonomy places the organism in Eukaryota, Metazoa, Echinodermata, Crinoidea, Comatulida, Comatulidae. The record is from RefSeq and is a predicted model, not a curated record. Gene Ontology annotation, biological process: proteolysis.
AUGGCACUAAUUGGUAAGAUAGGCGAGUAUAAGGAAGGGGAAGAACAGUUUGGGAACUACCUUGAGAGGCUCGAACAGUUUUUCGCGGCUAAUGCGAUAGCAGACGAGCGAGCUGUGAGCGUGUUUCUUACGGUCAUUGGACCGAAGCCGUACGCCUUAUUAAAGAAUAUAGUAUCACCAGACAAACCUAGUGAUAGAACAUUGGCUGAGCUAAAGCAGUUAUUGACUAAACACUACACACCCGAACCGCUUGUUAUUGCGGAAAGGUUCAAAUUUCAUCGUAGAAACCAGAAGGAAGGUGAAACGGUGGCCCAGUAUGUAGUAGAGUUGAAACGGCUUGCACGGACAUGCAAGUUUCAGGCAUUCUUAAACGAGGCCUUACGAGAUCGUUUAGUGUGUGGACUGGGAAAUUCCAUGUGCCAAAAGAAGUUGUUGACGGUGAAAGAUCUCACUUUAGAUAAAGCGGUUGAAAUUGCAACAGCCAUGGAGUUGGCUAAUACCCAAGCCAAGGAAUUUAAUUCAAUUGAGAAUAAGCCUAUCACCGUAAACAAAAUUAAAUCUAAGCCAACCUACAGUAAGGAUAAGCCUAGGCCUAGUGCGGGAAAACAAAAGGGUGGAUCAGGCAGUCAAGGUUUAUCCAAGGCGCAUAAACCAACAUGUUACCGAUGUACCGAGGAACAUUAUGCUAAUAAUUGCCCACACAAGUCUACAACCUGCAGUUUCUGCAAAAAGGUAGGACACCUAGCCAGGGCAUGUCGAAAAAAGAAGCAACAGGCAAAGGAAGUCAAACAAGUAUAUACCAAUACAAGUGAUAGUGUUGAGGAUGAAUAUGAUUUACAUUCAGUUAAGAACACAUCCAAAUCUGGUAUAAUCUUGGAUUUUUUGAUCGACGGUAAUCCAAUUAAAAUGGAGUUGGACACUGGAGCAGCAGUUACAAUUUUAUCAGAGUCGGUCUACAUGAAAUAUUUAAAGGCAUGGCCACUUGCAGAUUCUUCAGUGAAGCUACGUACCUAUGCUGGUGAAUCAAUCAAGGUGCUAGGUCAGCUUACGGUUCCAGUGAAAUAUGAAAACCAACAAUACACCCUGCCUUUGUAUGUGGUUCCAGGUAACAAACCAUCUCUUAUGGGGAGACAGUGGUUAGAGAAAAUCCAGUUAGAUUGGAAGAAUAUUUUCAAGGUACACGAUGAUACCUGUACUAACGCCAACGUAAAAUCCGUGACCAGUGAAACGCUUACUAAAAGAUAUCCAGCUGUUUUUGCUAAGAAAGGUGACCCUAUCAAGGAAUUCACCUCUGCUGUGAAAAUACCUGAAGGAACAAAGCCCAUGUUUACAAAGGCACGGCCGGUGCCAUAUGCAUUAAAAGACAAGGUUGAACUUGAACUGAAACGAUUAUUAGAAAAUGGGAUAAUAUCUAAGAUAGAUCGUAGUGAUUGGGCUUCCCCCAUAGUAGUUGUACCGAAGGGUAAUGGUAAAGUACGGUUGUGUGGGGAUUAUAAGGUUACGGUAAAUAAAGUGUUAGUUGAUUCACAUCAUUCCUUACCUACAGCAGAAGAUCUUUUUGCUACCCUUGAGGGCGGGAAGAUUUUUACCACCCUUGAUCUUACCAACGCUUAUUUACAAUUAAGCUUGGAUAGUGAAUCAAGGAAGUAUCUCACAAUAAAUACGCACCUGAGUCUAUUCCAAUUAAAUCGCCUUCCAUUUGGAAUAUCAUCUGCACCAGGAAUAUUCCAGUGUGUGGUGGACCAACAGGGAAUUCCUGGAGUAGUAUGUUACCUUGAUGACAUUUUAAUAUCUGCACCAUCUGAGUCGGAACAUUGGGUUAGAUUAAACCAAGUAUUUCAACGGUUAGAGAAAUAUGGUGUGAGAGUUAAAAAAACAGAAGUGUGA